This is a messenger RNA of Purpureocillium takamizusanense, 3265 nucleotides long. RefSeq lists its product as uncharacterized. The transcript has a single exon. The record is from RefSeq and is a predicted model, not a curated record. The coding region runs from base 691 to 2358 and encodes 555 amino acids. Lineage: Eukaryota; Fungi; Ascomycota; Sordariomycetes; Hypocreales; Ophiocordycipitaceae.
GCCAGAACAGCGUGCCCGAGUGUUAGGUUGCCCCUCAUCCCCUGCACUUGCAGUGCAACACGGGUCAUUCAUUAGUUACUGGGCUGGAUGGGGCGACCCUCAACAAACCGACAGGAUCCUUGGGAAAGGCCCUUGUCUUAUCCGCCCAACCAUCUCGUCAUCCGCCCAUCUGCGUGUGCGCGCGCCCUCGCCGUGUGCUGCUGUGGUUAUCGCGGCUUUGCCCCCUUCUCAAAGUGGGAGUAGGAGGUUGCUUGCUUUGUCGACCCGCCACUUCCGGCCACGCUUACCCUGCCUUUGCUUUUCUCUCAUCUUGCUCGCAUCAGCACCAACCGCCGGUGCGACAGCCCCCUGUGGAAUCCCAUUUCCCUCCAGCAUCCAUCCUAUCUACGGUGCAACAACCUCUUUCGACGGACCUACUCGGUCUACACCCGGCUUUUCCGACUCGUCCGAGGGUGGUGCGUGGGAAUACAUACAAACUUACGACGAGGCACGGCGACGUAACCGCUCUUUAUCAGACUCGACCUAGCGAUAGCGCGGGACUGCUACCCCGUCAUAUAGCGUCGCCGCUGGCCCCUCCCCGUCUCCCGACCCCGGAGACCACCUCAGACUCCCCAACUACUCGCACGAAUCGUCACCAAGACACUCAUCGCUGUCGGCCCUCAUCGUCGCAGCGGCAAGGCCAUCACCGUCAUGGCUUUCCAGCAACCAGCCCGUCAGCCCGUUCAACGGGUCGCCCGCCCGUCUAAUGCGGAGGCCGAUGACGUGACCACUCACGCCAGACCGUCAUCUGAGCGGGCCGUGGAGGAGUCGCAGACCUGGGUGCUCUUCUCCCCGCCGACCGAGGUGACCACGACCUCGUAUCUCAGCGAGUCGGAUCAUUCGCUGGUUACACCGGGACGCUCGCAACUGAGCGAACUUGGGAGUCUGAACACCGUCGCUAGAUCGGCGCGACACACGGAUGCGAGGCAGUCGGCUUCCUUCUCCGCCAUCGACGACGUCUCCGUCGAAGACGACACAGAACUCGACAGCCUAGACAGCCAUCUACCCGAAUUCCGAUCGAUUCCUGGCGCACAAGCGCGUUCCCACCAUGGAAGCCCGCUGGCGCUUCCCGUUUUCCCCGCACACGAUGGACUCGGAUCCUUCCGCUUGGACCGCCCCGUCUUCAGCCGAGAGGCACAGGACCACAUCUACCAAUUUGAGAGGUUCAACCCUCGGAGAGUCCGCCGGAGGCUGGAUAGCUUUGAGCGUGGCCACCUCGAGCUCGACUAUGGGCAGCAUCAGGAGGAAGAGAAGCGGCUGCGCAUCGAGGCCUGGCGCCUUGAGCAUAGCCGCAUAUUGCUGGACGAGGUCCAGCGGGAGACGAGGCGGAGGCGCAAGUCGCAAGCGUCAAUGCAUCGCAUUCAGCGAGCCGCCGAUGGCGAGUCAGAUAACAUGACCUGGCAUGAUGAAGAUGCGAUUCAAACCGAGGCUCCGCCCGAAGGCAUCUUGGCCCGAAUCACGCGCAAGGUUGUCAAGGACUUCUUAGGCAUCGACGACAGGCUCUUGUCCAUCUUGCUGGGCGAGGCAAUUCCCGAGGACGAUGAGCUGUCGACGACACCCCGGGCGUCACAGCUGGGCGGGUGGGAGGUCGAGAGCGAUUCUACCUGGCAGGUGCAGAUCCUGGAGAGGUUGUCACAGGAGCUCGGGCUGCUGGUCAGCCAGCUAUCGCAUCACCCGGGUGCAUUCUCGACGUAUUUAAGAGUGCAGCAGAUGCCGCUGCCAUAUGCUGGCCUGCCAGUCAUUCACGAGUCCGUGGACGGGCCGCAGACUGCAGAGGCAACGGAGCCCGAGCAGCACACGCAGCCAUCCUUGCCAGACUUUCAGCCGACGGUGAACCAACAAUCUCAACCCAUUGCCAUCCCCGGUCGGCGAGACGACGAAAGCAGCGUGGCCAAGGAUGAUGUACCGAUGGAAAAUGCCUUCACCAAAGACGAGUGGGAGAGGAGUCUCGAUUUCAAGCUGGUGUUCCGGUAUCUAAUUACACGCUUUACAUCGCGAUCUAAGGGGGCGACACCCUCGACAGGGCCCCACGCUGGAACGCCGACGGCGCAGGAUAGCACGGCCAAGAUGACACGAGUGCGGCAGCACCACCCUCUCAUAGCGCGCUCUCGACCAGUCGAGCGGCGGGCAUUCAAGGCGACAAUGCCAUCGAGCCCGGUAGCGCUGCGGCAUCACAGCAGCUGCGCUAGCCAGAGCACGAGACGGUCCGCGCGGCGGAGCAGCUGCUCAUCGCGACACUACUGGGACAUUGGCGGCUCUCUGGGGACCGGGUCGAUUGCAGGACCUCACGGGCCGAUGGGCAGCUGGGGCGAGGUGUAACCACGGCCGAGCUGACGGCGAUAAGCUGCCAUUGUACAACACGCAACAUUAUGGAUUUUAGGGAUUUUGGCUUGGAAGCAACGGAUAGGCGGUGUUCAUGAUUUAGAGCGAGCUGAGGCACACGGCUAGAUUACAUAUAAAGCACAUAACAAGAUUCAGCAAAUGGCACGGCAUCAUGCAACUUAAUCCGGCUGCUCAUGACUCAGCUCUGGGUCAGCAUGAAGACGCUCUGCUUUGGGAGAGAUCACUAGGGACUGCGUCGGAGUAAUGUGGUUGACCACACUCAGGAGGCUUGUUCGGCCCGGGAGCAUGCCAGCGCGACGUCACGAAUAAAACAUGCCGACGAACGGCCCGGCCGAGAUGCACAGCCAGCCAGCCAUUUGCCCAGGGCGGCAGAAGCGCCGCUGCUCGCGUCGCGUUAGCCUCAUCUUCAGCCUAUUGCGUGUAAGGGGCGAAAGGCUGCAACGGGAUUUGCCGCGGUCAAUGAAGCUGCAGCCUUGCGGUGCAAACAUACGUUACUGCUGCACACAAGUCACUACUGCACACAGUGAGUGAGUGAGCUGCAAGAUCACAUCUGGCCUAUUCAUAGGAUGGCUGACGGGCAGCCAAUGGGCCUGGUGCCAGCCUCACGGUUUCCGCACUCCCCCGAGUCGGCGUCAAACCGGGGGGGUUUUUUUUUCUCACCCGAGGGUUUGACUCACGGGGUACAAAUAUUCCGAUGAUAACAUGUAGACGAAGGAAGGAGGGAAGGAAGGAAAUGGACUCGCUCGAGACACACCGCUGUUGAGUCAGAGAGGCGUAUGCUCACCUGCAUGGCUGCAGUGACGAGCGCGCCAGGCCAGAAAAAUAAGAAUCAUAAUAAUCAUGCGCAGCACGAAAUAAUAGCUCGUACUUAGGUAAUCUUGGU